AUGGCUGAGGAUAUCGACGUCASGAGCCAUUACGGCAUCCAAAAUCCCUUUCCAGACCAAUGGCCCGCUGAACUGGAUGAGGGCGACGUUUCCGAAACCGACGAUGUUGCGACAGGGGCUGGUCCCAAAUCAAACAGACGGUCGACGAGAUAUUCAGCGCUUGCUGGAAUUAACAGUAGGAACUUGAGAACGGGCUCCGUUCGAGGAGAUAAUGUUUCUGUCAAGGAUGAGCCGGAUCCGCUGGGUUCUUCCGACAGUGUGAUGUAUAUCCUCAAGCAGAAACGUAUACCGGUGGACGAAGACCCCCGCCUCCGAAACCGAUUCCUACUAUCGUCGACCUCGUUUUCACCCGCUCUUUUCCUGGCCCAGGCGCAUCAAAAUGCGUCUACCGACUCACUUCUGGAAGGUCUUGAAUUUCUUUCGCGAUCCAUAGAUCAAAAAUCGGCUUCGUUGAAGGUGCUCGUGGAAGCCAAUUUCGAACGUUUCGUGCGCGCAAAGGCCACUAUUGACAGCGUAUAUACCGAAAUGCGGGAUCAAGGAGCAGCCAAAGCCAGGCCUCAGUCUCAUCGUGCAAGUGCCCAAUAUCGUUAUUCGCUUAACGGAGCCGCACCACCAGCCCCAGCCCCAGCCGCGAAGAAGACUGCCCUGACAAAGGAGGCCGAAUACGGAGUGAAAGGCAUCCGGACACCGCUGGUUGAAGCAUCUGUCAAAGCAGAAGAAUUAUGGGGUCCUGCGCUGGGGGGACGAGACCGCGAACAGAAUCUUUAUGCACUGGUAAAUGCGGUUGAGAGGAACCGAGCAGUGUAUGAAGUUGGAGGCAAUAUUGCUAGGGCAAUUAAACAACGAGACUAUCAGACAGUCUUUGACGAAUAUCGCCGCGCCAAGACUCUCAGAAAUGAGGCUAGACAGCUAGCAGAUCGUGCGACAACAAGCGGACGGCAAUUGACAGAUCAAGAGAGUCAUACAAUGUUAGCGACUGGACGAAUGUGGGUGGACGUUGAACAGCAGGUUGAGGCAUUCAAGCGAGACUUAUGGCAUCGCCUAAGUGAUGUCAACACUUCGUCCUCUCACAUGACUGCAGCAGGACCGGUUGAAGAGCAUAUGGAGCUUAUCGGUGCGCUCCUGGAACUUGGUGUCGAGGAUAAUCCUGUAUGGAUUUGGCUUCUUAGCCGUUACGACCUACUUAAGACGAGUAUUGUAGCAUUCUGCGAGCGCUCCAGUGUCGAAAUUGAAAUCCUCAGACGACGACUCGCACUAGGAGAAAAGCCUAGCACUCAGGUCAUGACAACAUUUUUGCGGGUAACCUCACGCGAUGGAGCAGAAUCGCAGGAUAGACUCGACACUGAUCAAAUCAUUGAGUUGUGGGAAUGCAUUCAUACAUAUCUUACAAAGCUUCUUUCGAUGCAAAGCGGCUUGCUCGGCGAAGUUACGGAUUUCUGGGAAACCGCCCAGUCUUUCAUCAACGGAAGCAAACAGAAGAUGCUCCCUGCGGGUUUCGAAGGCGAAAGCCGAAAACACCAUCGUCUUUCCAGUGACGGCGUUAGACAGCUACAGGAGGGUAUUAUUGAGCUUGUCGAUUUGAUUCGAAAGAGUGUUCUAUCUCUUUUUGUUGACCCCCCACCAGAAGAUAUUUCUCUUCUCGCCUCACCCAUACCACCAAGCCCUAGCACCCCUAUUAGCCGUAUCACACCCACAGAAUCUCGCUUCAAACUCGAUCCUAAGAACCUGCCUCCUCCAUCACCUAGACGUGGUGAAGCAUGGGAAGAGUUUGCAUUCUGGCCUCCAUAUUCCAACUCCUUGAGUAGUGUUCACUACUUGAGCAAGUUCCUGAUUCUUAUUGGUACAGCCGCGAGUGAUAUGUCGGCAAUGUCUCCAAUAGAGACAGGAAGCACUUCUUAUGACCGAUUGAAGAACCUUGUCAGUUUUGCUCGCGAGAGAUGCGUAAGGGCUGCUUGCGCUGCAUGGAACAAAGAUGCCGAAAAUUGCAAAAUGCUCGAAGAUUGGACUCGAGACCCGGAAAGACGGGAACUCACGAAGAUGCCGGGAUUCUUCGUUGCAUUCGAGAGCAGUGUGCUAUCUGGAAUGCAGAAGAUCUUGUAUAUUUCAGAAGCGAUGAGCAAGGCUGGGUCAGUCGAUGUCGUCACGCCGCCUCCAGCCAAGUUGCUGCAGAUGGUGCGAACGCAAUUUGUAACGAGUGUCUACAAAGCUCUUAGCGGUCUCGUGGAAAAUGCUGAGCGACCGGUUAAAAUGGGCGAUGAAGAAGACUGGACUUUGAAACCUACUGUUCCGGUGAGGAGCAUUGACGCCGCCUCUAGCAUUAUCACCACGGACAAUGUGGACGCAAGAAACAGAAAUAUACGAAUGCUGUUGACACUAUCAAAUCUCAAGGCACUUCAAAUCGAUUUUGUGCCUCAGCUAGUGUCCAAUUUCGAGACAGCAUUCUCAGUAAAACUGACUGAUGAAGCAAACACUAUUCGAGACGUGCUCGGCCAGAUCGACGAUAGACUGUUCCAGUCAUAUACAAAUCAGACAAGCGCAGCCUUACAUAGCGUGAUUCAAGAGGGCAUCACAGCCGCCGACUGGGUUCCCACCACAAGCCGUCCGGAGCAAGUGAAGCCAUACGUAUACACAACAAUGCUGACGCUUGUGCUUGUUCAUACUGAAAUCACUACAACCAUUCCCGUCCAACCAGGAACAUCCCUCCCUUCGACAUCCUCAUCCUCGGCUCAGGCAAACCCGCUGCUGACCAGCGUUCUUACGUACCUUGUUACCAAGAUCUCCACCUCAUUACUUACGGCAUUCCAAUCACGCCCCAAGUACACACUUCCUGCACUUAUGCAGGCCACUCUCGACACGGAGUUCAUAGCUCAGACAAUGGCGCAAUACGUCACCGAAGAGGCGUCCUCGAUCCAGAGUCAGAUUUAUCUCGAGCUCGACCGACGGACAAACAACGAGGCUCGGACAAAGUUGCAAGCUGAACUGGGCGAGAUGAGGGGUAUUUUGAAGAAGUUGCGGGAGCAUACCAAGGGCGAAUUUGCAUGCUUUAGGAAAGUGAGAUCUGGAGUUAAGGGCACUACACAUACCUGA
Molecule: messenger RNA, 3087 nt
Organism: Talaromyces amestolkiae
Lineage: Eukaryota; Fungi; Ascomycota; Eurotiomycetes; Eurotiales; Trichocomaceae
Exons: 2
Coding region: 1-3087 (1028 amino acids)
Biological process (GO): Golgi to plasma membrane transport; exocytosis
Cellular component (GO): exocyst
Source: RefSeq, a predicted model, not a curated record